This is a messenger RNA of Cricetulus griseus (Chinese hamster), 4812 nucleotides long. The record is from RefSeq and is a predicted model, not a curated record. NCBI's taxonomy places the organism in Eukaryota, Metazoa, Chordata, Mammalia, Rodentia, Cricetidae.
AUCAUCCUCUCUUAUUUCUUGCAGAGUUCCAGGACUGCGCGCUCAGAGGAGGACCGUGAAGGCCUCUGGGAUGCCUGGGGCCCUUGGAGUGAGUGCUCCCGCACCUGUGGUGGGGGUGCCUCCUACUCUCUGAGACGCUGCCUGAGCAGCAAGAGCUGUGAAGGAAGAAAUAUUCGAUAUAGAACAUGCAGUAAUGUGGACUGUCCACCAGAAGCAGGUGAUUUUCGAGCUCAGCAGUGUUCUGCUCAUAAUGAUGUCAAGUACCAUGGCCAGUUUUAUGAAUGGCUUCCUGUGUCUAAUGACCCUGACAACCCAUGUUCACUCAAGUGUCAAGCCAAAGGAACCAGCCUAAUCGUUGAACUAGCACCAAAGGUCUUAGAUGGAACCCGAUGCUAUACAGAAUCACUGGAUAUGUGCAUCAGCGGCUUAUGUCAAAUUGUUGGCUGUGAUCACCAGUUGGGAAGCACCGUCAAGGAGGAUAACUGUGGGGUCUGCAACGGAGAUGGGUCCACCUGCCGGCUGGUCCGAGGGCAGUAUAAAUCCCAGCUCUCUGCAACUAAAUUGGAUGACACUGUGGUUGCCAUUCCUUAUGGAAGCAGACACAUCCGCCUUGUCUUAAAGGGGCCAGAUCAUUUGUACCUAGAAACUAAGACACUCCAGGGGACUAAAGGUGAAAACAGUCUGAGCUCUGCCGGCACUUUCCUUGUGGACAAUUCUACAGUGGACUUCCAGAAACUUCCAGACAAAGAGAUACUGAGGAUGGCUGGGCCACUAACAGCAGAUUUCAUCAUCAAGAUCCAUGACUCAGGGCCUGCAGACAGCACAGUCCAGUUCAUCUUCUAUCAGCCGAUCAUCCACCGAUGGAGGGAAACAGACUUCUUUCCGUGCUCAGCUACUUGUGGAGGAGGUUACCAGCUGACGUCAGCUGAGUGCUUUGAUCUCCGGAGUAACCGUGUGGUCGCUGAUCAAUACUGCCACUACUACCCAGAGAACAUCAAGCCCAAACCCAAGCUUCAGGAAUGCAACUUGGAUCCCUGUCCAGCCAGUGACGGAUACAAGCAGAUCAUGCCUUAUGACCUCUACCAUCCCCUUCCUCGGUGGGAGGCCACCCCGUGGACCGCGUGCUCCUCCUCGUGUGGGGGGGGCAUCCAGAGCCGGGCAGUUUCCUGUGUGGAGGAGGACAUCCAGGGGCAUGUCACUUCAGUGGAAGAGUGGAAAUGCAUGUACACCCCUAAGAUGCCCAUCGUGCAGCCCUGCAACAUUUUUGACUGCCCUAAAUGGCUGGCACAGGAGUGGUCUCCGUGCACAGUGACGUGUGGCCAGGGCCUCCGGUACCGAGUGGUCCUCUGCAUUGACCACCGAGGAAUGCAUACAGGAGGCUGCAGUGCGAAAACAAAGCCCCACAUAAAAGAAGAAUGCAUCAUACCCACGCCCUGCUACAAGCCCAGAGAGAAACUUCCAGUAGAAGCCAAGCUGCCAUGGUUCAAGCAAGCCCAGGAGCUAGAGGAAGGAGCUGCUGUGUCCGAAGAGCCCUCGUUCAUUCCAGAAGCUUGGUCAGCCUGCACUGUCACCUGUGGUGUGGGAAUCCAAGUGCGAAUAGUAAGAUGCCAGGUGCUCCUGUCUUUCUCUCAGUCCGUGGCUGACCUGCCUGUGGAUGAAUGUGAAGGGCCCAAGCCAGCAUCGCAGCGUGCCUGUUACGCGGGACCAUGCAACGGGGAAAUUCCGGAGUUUAACCCAGAUAAUGCAGACCAACUCUUGGGUGACUUGCAGGACCUGGAUGAGCUGUAUGACUGGGAAUAUGAGGGCUUCACCAAAUGCUCUGAGUCAUGUGGAGGAGGUGUCCAGGAGGCUGUGGUAAGCUGCCUGAACAAACAGACCCGGGAGCUUGCUGAUGAGAACCUGUGCGUGACCAGCCGACGGCCCCCCCAGCUCCUGAAAUCCUGCAAUUUGGAUCCCUGCCCAGCAAGGUGGGAAAUUGGCAAGUGGAGCCCAUGUAGCCUCACCUGUGGGGUUGGCCUGCAGACCAGGGAUGUUGUCUGCUCCCACCUACUUUCCAGAGAGAUGAACGAGGUGGUGAUCCUGGCUGAUGAGCUGUGUCAUCACCCCAAACCAAACACAGUACAAGCCUGCAACCGCUUCAAUUGUCCCCCAGCCUGGUACCCUGCACCAUGGCAGAUGUGUUCUAGGACCUGUGGUGGAGGAGUUCAGAAACGUGAUGUUCUCUGCAAACAGCGUAUGGCUGAUGGCAGCUUCCUAGAGCUUCCGGAGACCUUUUGUUCAGCCUCCAAACCAACCUCCCAACAAGUGUGCAAGAAAGAUGACUGCCCCAGUGAGUGGCUUCUUUCUGACUGGUCAGAGUGCUCUGUGAGUUGUGGGGAGGGCACCCAGACUCGAAGUGCCAUUUGCCGGAGGGUGCUGAAAACCGGGAUCUCCGCUGUUGUCAAUUCCACCCUGUGCCCUCCCCUGCCCUUCUCUUCCUCCAUCAGACCCUGCAUGCUGGCAACCUGUGCAAGGCCUGGAAGGCCUUCCACGAAGCACAGCCCUCAUAUCGCAGCUGCACGAAAUAUAUACAUCCAGACCCGCAGGCAGAGGAAGCUGCACUUCGUCGUGGGAGGAUUCGCUUAUCUGCUUCCCAAGACUACUGUGGUGCUCCGUUGUCCCACACGCAGAUUCCGCAAGCCCCUCAUCACCUGGGAGAAGGAUGGCCAGCACAGCAUCAGCUCCGCUCAUGUCACUGUGGCUCCUUUCGGCUACCUGAAGAUCCAUCGCCUCAAGCCCUCAGAUGCAGGCAUCUACACCUGUUCUGCAGGGCCUGCUCAGGAGCAGUUUGUAAUUAAGCUCAUUGGAGGCAACCGUAAGCUAGCAGCCAAACCCCUGAGCCUUUGGAGUGAGGAGGAGGAGGCCCUGCAAGUGAAGAAGGCCAAUCCAAAGGACGCCUUGCAAACCCACAAACACCAAAAUGGCAUCUUCUCCAAUGGCAGCAAGGCUGAAAAGCGCGGCCUCACUGCAGACCCUGGGAAUCGCUAUGAUGACAUUGUGUCCAGGCUGCUGGAGCAGGGUGGUUGGCCAGGAGAGCUCCUGACCUCGUGGGAGGCGCAGGACUCGGCAGAAAGAAACGCAUCCUCCGAGGAGGAUCCCAGUGCUGAACAGGCCCUCUUGCAUCUCCCCUUCACCAUGGUGGCUGAGCAGAAGCGCUUGGAUGACAUCCUCAGGAACCUGUCCCAGCAGCCUGAGGAACUACGAGACCUCUACAGCAAGCACCUGGUGGCCCAGCUGGCCCAGGACAUCUUCCGCAGCCACUUGGAGAAUCAAGACAUGCUUCACAAGCCCUCUGAGCAGAGGUUUUCUCCCGUGGCCAUCCCACCUCGUAAACAUGUCUCUAGCUUCAGCAGCUCCCUAAGGAGCUCAUCUGGGGAGAUUGGGGGAGGCUCCCGCAGGCCCCACCGCAAGCCUACCAUCUUGCGAAAGAUCUCAGCAGCACAGCAGCUCUCAGCCUCCGAGGUGGUCACCCACCUGGGGCAGACUGUGGCUCUAGCCAGCGGGACACUGAGUGUGCUUCUGCACUGUGAAGCGGUAGGCAACCCAAGGCCUACCAUCCACUGGACCAGGAACGGAGAAGCGGUUCAGUUCAGUGACAGGAUUCUUCUACAGCCAGAUGAUUCCUUACAGAUCUUGGCACCAGUGGAAGCUGAUGUGGGCUUCUAUACUUGCAAUGCCACAAAUGCCUUGGGAUAUGACUCUGUCUCCAUUGCUGUCACAUUAGCAGGAAAGCCACUAGUGAAAACAUCUCGAGUGACAGUGCUCAACACAGAGAAGCCUGCAAUCACGAUGGACAUUGGUGGCACCAUCAGAACAGUUCGAGGAGUGAAUGUGACAAUUAACUGCCAAGUGGCAGGUGUGCCUGAAGCCGAAGUCACUUGGUUCAGAAAUAAAAGCAAAUUGGGCUCCUCCCACCAUCUGCAUGAGGGCUCCUUGCUGCUCAUAAAUGUGUCCUUCUCUGAUCAAGGCCUAUAUUCCUGCCGGGCAGCCAAUCUUCAUGGAGAACUGACAGAGGGGACGCAACUCCUGAUUCUAGAUCCCCCACAAGUCCCCACACAGUUGGAAGACAUCAGGGCCUUGCUCUUAGCCACUGGACCGAACCUUCCUUCAGUGCUGAUGUCUCCUCUGGGAACACAGCUGGUCCUGGAUCCUGGGAAUUCCGCUCUCCUUGGCUGCCCCAUCAAAGGUCACCCCACCCCCAAUAUCACCUGGUUCCAAAAUGGCCAGCCAAUUACCACUGCCCCACGGCUCACCCACCACAUCUGGGGAGCUGGACAGAUCCUCCAGGUUGCAAAUCUCAGUGGAUUGCCUCAAGGGGAGUUCAGCUGCCUGGCUCAGAACGAAGCAGGAACCCUUGUGCAGAAAGCAACUUUGGUGAUCCAAGAUUACUGGUGGUCUGUGGAGAGACUCUCGACCUGCUCAGCAUCUUGUGGUAAUAGAGGGAUUCAUCAGCCCCGCCUCAGGUGUUUGCUGAACAACACAGAGGUUGACCCUGAGCACUGUGCUGGAAAGCCCCGGCCUGCGGUGCAGCCCGUUGCCUGCAACCGGAGAGACUGUCCUUCUCGGUGGAUGGUGACUUCCUGGUCUGCCUGUACCCGGAGCUGCGGUGGAGGUGUCCAGACCCGCCGAGUGACCUGUCAGAAGUUGAAAGCAUCUGGGAUUUCUACCCCAGUGUCUAAUGACAUGUGUACCCAACUGGCCAAACGACCUGUGGAUACUCAGGCCUGUAACCAGCAACUGUGUGUGGAAUGGGCUUUCUCCAGCUGGGGCCAG